GUUGUUUAUUUAUCUUAUCAUUAGGUCUUUAGCUUGUUUUCAACAUUGCAUUUAUAAUUGAUUUCAAGUUAGCAUUAAUCAUAGAAAAUUACAAAUUAUGGCAUUUUUUCGUAGGCUAGCGAAACAUGGUUCUUCUCUGUAUAACUUACUCGACCAUAAGCUUCCAUCAUCAGUUGUCCCUGUUCGAUAUUUAAAUUUACAAGAGUAUCAGAGUAAACAAUUAAUGCAAGAAAAUGGUAUUAAUGUACAGAAUUUUAGAAUUGCUUCUAGUGUAAAUGAAGCAGAAGAAAUAUCGCAUUCUUUUCAUGUUGAUGAAUAUGUAAUCAAAGCUCAGAUUUUAGCUGGAGGACGAGGCAAAGGAGUGUUCUCAAGUGGUCUUAAAGGUGGAGUCAAAUUGACACGCGAUCCUAAAGAUGUUCCUGCACUUGCAAAGCAAAUGCUUGGCUAUAAUCUGGUCACCAAACAAACUCCUAAAAAUGGAGUUACAGUUAAUAAAAUUAUGAUUGCAGAAGCAGUAGAUAUUUCUAGAGAAACUUAUUUGGCCAUAUUAAUGGACCGAGAAAGUGGCGGGCCUGUCAUUGUUGCUAGUCCAGCUGGUGGUGUUGAUAUAGAAGAAGUUGCUAAGGAAACACCAGAAUUGAUCUAUAAAGAAGUCAUAGAUAUCACUAGAGGAAUUACUGACAGCCAAGCUAGAAAUAUCGCCCAAAAAUUAAAAUUUGAAGGAGAUUUGCUUCAUCAGGCAGCUCAGCAAAUUAAAAAAUUGUAUGAUUUAUUCAUUAAAGUUGAUGCUACUCAAAUAGAAAUCAAUCCAUUUGGAGAAACUAAAGAUAGCAGAGUUCUCUGUUUUGAUGCAAAAUUUAAUUUUGAUGAUAAUGCAGAGUUUAGACAAAAGAAAAUCUUUGAGAUGGAUGAUCACUCUGAAAGUGAUCCUAGGGAAGUUGAUGCUGCUAAGUAUCACUUAAAUUACAUUGGGAUGGAUGGAAACAUAGCUUGCAUGGUGAAUGGUGCUGGCUUAGCAAUGGCUACUAUGGAUAUAAUUCACAUUUAUGGUGGCAGCCCAGCUAACUUCUUGGAUGUUGGUGGAAUGGUGCAAGAAGAUCAAGUUUACCAAGCAUUUAGGAUACUUACCUCAGAUGAAAAAGUAAAAGCUGUGCUUGUGAACAUAUUUGGUGGAAUUGUAAAUUGUGCCAUUAUUGCAAAGGGCAUUACUAAUGCAUGUAGAAAUAUUCAGUUGAAAGUACCAUUGAUUGUGCGAUUGGAAGGGACAAAUGUAGAUGAGGCAAAAGCUAUAUUAGCUAACAGCGGUCUUCCUAUUGUUACAGCAAAUGAUCUAGAUGAUGCAGCUAAGAAAGCUGUUGUUAGUUUGCAAUAAAAUUUUUAUAAUGAAUUUAAGUGUUUGUGGAUGUUGAUUAGAUUAUUUUAAUUAAAUUUGCUCAAAACCCAGAGCUAUUUUUCAAAUUUAUAUUGUUUCUUAUAGCAUAUUUCUGACUAUAGCUCAUUUAAAAUAAUAAUGAAAAUUAUUUUUAUGUAAUACUUUUUUGAUUUGAUGUCCUUCAAUCUUAAUUUUAUUUUUAAAAUGAAGGUGUAAUUUUUUUAAUGUAAGAAUGAAUAAGAAGAGUUUAUAUUUUUGUCUGCAAUUUUAUUUAGAUUAUUUUUGUUAUGAACAGUUUGUGAUAAGUGCAGAAGAAAUUCCAUGGAUUUACUGUAAUGCAAUUACAUUAACAUUUAUUUGGCUGCUUACUUUUGAAUAAAGUAAAAGAGAUUUCUUUAAAGAUAUCAAUUCUCAAAACAGAACUAUUGCCAUUUAUAAGUCUUUGUACAUAUCAAAAUUUUGUUAAAAUUUCUUCUGUUUCUGGAUAAUAUUUUUUGGUACGAAUUUUAAUAUAUAUUACUCUAAACUAUUUUACUUAAAAAUUGAAAAUGUGAUAUUAAUUUUUAUUUCUUUUGGUAAAUACAUUUUUAACUCUAUAUGCUACUUGUUUAAAUGUAUUUGUUAUAUUAAAGAUAAAAAAAAAUGUCAUUUCAUUGUUUGAUCAAUAAUAUUACAACACUAAGAGCUAAUAAAAUGUUUACUGCCUCCCAUUCAUAUUAUUUUAUAUAUUAUUUUUAAAUCAACUCUUAAAUUAUAUAGUAGGGUUGAGGCAAAUUCUAGAAAUUAAACUAUUUGCUGUGGAUACUAAGAUUUUAUUAUAAUAUUUGUAGAUAUUAUUUAUUUUUAUACUAAAUAUUUUGACUGAUCUGAAUUCUAUAGUUAUAUAAAUGGAUCAAGUUUGAGAUAACAUGAAGUGCACUUUUUUCUACUGAGUAUACUGCGAUGCAGAGAAUAUAUUUUUAAAUGCAAUGCUAGAUAUCAAUGUAAAAUGUACUUUUAUUGCAGGAAUAAUUUUUUUUGUUACCAUUGUACUUAUUUAAAAAUAUUUUGUACUUAAAUUUUUUACACUUUUUUUUUAAUUUUCCAUAUUUAUGUGAAGAGACUGGUUUACUACUAUAACACUAUGAAUUUUUUACUUUGAUACUUAAAAAGUAUAGCAACAUUUAAUUUUUAAUUUUGAAAAAAAUCAUGUAAAAUAAUAUCUUAUGUUUGAUUGUUAAAUGUAUUAAAAAUGCUAUGUGUUUCAUAA
Argiope bruennichi is the source of this 2621-nucleotide messenger RNA. It is a transcript of the gene ScsbetaG, whose product is annotated as succinate--CoA ligase [GDP-forming] subunit beta, mitochondrial-like. Gene Ontology annotation, molecular function: ATP binding; succinate-CoA ligase (GDP-forming) activity. NCBI's taxonomy places the organism in Eukaryota, Metazoa, Arthropoda, Arachnida, Araneae, Araneidae. Gene Ontology annotation, biological process: succinyl-CoA metabolic process; tricarboxylic acid cycle. Gene Ontology annotation, cellular component: succinate-CoA ligase complex; mitochondrion. The record is from RefSeq and is a predicted model, not a curated record. The coding region runs from base 98 to 1372 and encodes 424 amino acids. The transcript has 11 exons.